This is a messenger RNA of Callorhinchus milii (elephant shark), 2433 nucleotides long. RefSeq names its product pleiotropic regulator 1 (gene plrg1). Gene Ontology annotation, molecular function: protein binding. Gene Ontology annotation, biological process: mRNA splicing, via spliceosome. Gene Ontology annotation, cellular component: catalytic step 2 spliceosome; Prp19 complex; precatalytic spliceosome. The record is from RefSeq and is a predicted model, not a curated record. Lineage: Eukaryota; Metazoa; Chordata; Chondrichthyes; Chimaeriformes; Callorhinchidae.
CAUUGUGGGGCGGGCGGGCGGUUGGUCGCGGAGAGCUGACAUGGCGGAGGAGGUGCAGAAGCACUCUGUGCACACGUUAGUGUUCAGAUCACUGAAAAGGACUCAUGACAUGUUUGUAGCUGAUCACGCCAAGCCCGUCAUUAUAGAUGAGAAAAGUUACAAACUGAAGAUGGAUGUGAAGCUUCGUACAGAGUACAGUCCUGUGUUGCACAUGCCUGUACUUAAAGAGGCCAGAGAAAAAGGUUCACAAUCCAUCGAUCCAUACAAUUCUGGGCAUUAUGACCUAAAUCAUGGUCAGGAAUCUGAAUACAUUAUAACUGGUACACAUCCUUAUCCAUCCGGUCCAGGAGUGGGUUUGACAGCUGAAACGCAGAUGCAGAAAAUGCCAUCUGAGGCAAAUGCUCAAGCCUUGGCUUUGUCUCUUCCUCCCUCAAAGGCCAGACAAGAUGCUAAUCAUACUGCAGCUAGCGUUGCCGAUAUCCACAGACAUGCAGGAAUUGCUGAACGUUCACAGCCUCCAGGAUCUGCCUUGGCUCUAAUGGAUGCUGGAGGCACAAAGAAUUCUGCUUUAAUUACAAGGAAACUUCCUGCAAUGCCAAAACCACAGUGGCAUCCACCUUGGAAACUCUACAGGGUAAUCAGUGGCCAUUUGGGCUGGGUAAGGUGUCUUGGAGUAGAACCUGGGAAUCAGUGGUUUGUCACUGGCUCAGCUGAUAGAACGAUUAAGAUCUGGGAUCUUGCCAGUGGUAAGCUGAAGCUGUCUUUGACUGGACACAUCAGCACAGUACGAGGAGUGGCAGUCAGUUCACGAAGUCCGUACCUUUUCUCCUGUGGAGAGGAUAAGCAAGUGAAAUGCUGGGAUCUGGAAUAUAACAAGGUUAUCCGACAUUACCGGCAUUUAAGUGCAGUAUAUGGGCUGGAUCUGCACCCUACCAUUGAUGUCCUUGUAACGUGUGGCAGAGAUUCAACUGCACGGGUAUGGGAUAUACGGACUAAAGCAAAUGUUCACACCUUAUCAGGACACACAAAUACUGUUGCCACAGUGAAAUGCCAAGCAGGAGAACCACAGAUUAUUACAGGUAGUCAUGACACUACCAUACGGCUGUGGGAUCUGGUGGCAGGGAAAACUAGAGUCACCCUAACAAACCACAAGAAAUCUGUGCGUUCUCUAGUUCUACAUCCAAGACAGUACACGUUUGCCUCUGGUUCUCCGGAUAAUAUAAAGCAGUGGAAGUGCCCAGAUGGAAUUUUUAUUCAAAAUCUGCCAGGUCACAAUGCGAUCAUCAAUACACUUGCUGUAAAUUCAGAUGGAGUGCUCGUAUCAGGAGCUGAUAAUGGUACCAUGCAUCUGUGGGAUUGGCGAACUGGAUACAACUAUCAGCGAAUACAUGCUGCUGUUCAGCCAGGCUCUUUAGACAGUGAAUCUGGAAUAUUCGCUUGUACCUUUGACCAGUCGGAGAGCAGAUUGCUAACCGCAGAGGCUGAUAAAACAAUCAAAGUCUACAGAGAAGAUGACACUGCUACGGAAGAAACUCACCCAGUCAAUUGGAAGCCAGAGAUCAUCAAAAGGAAGAGAUUCUAAAUUACUCUGACAUUAAAAAUAGUUAUGUUGCAUUUGUUUUUUUUGUUUGUUUUCAUAAGGCUCUUUUUUUUCCUCCCCUGCUCCCGAUUUCUUCCCCAACUAUUCCUUUACACAAAAGUGGACUUGGACUGCUUCCCAGAACUUGACAAUAUGUGACCAGUUAGUUGCUAGAUGUGAAAGUUCUCCAUUUUUUUAUUCCCCCUCCCAUUUAUUAGUAAAAUGCCUGUCAUCUCAACAUAUUCCAUGAUAUCGCAGCAAAUAUUGGUGUCCUGCCAUGUGGGAAAUUGAAGGUGCAAACCAGCAUCCUACCAAUCCACAUCAAUGGGCUGCACAAAGUCAAUUGUUACAAUUUGUCUCUGACCAAUAGAUUACUGUACAAGCCACGAGAAACAUUGUCAAAUUAUGUUUUUAACUCAUCAUAGCAAUGCUGUUGUAAAUUGUUUUCCUAUAAUAAACAUUUCUGUACAAAAAUUGUGUAUUUCAUAUUCAUAAAUUUCUAUUUAAAGUUUUUGCUUAAUCCAUUUGUUAUCUAGAAUUUGUGGCUACACUGCUUAGUCAAGGGGUUUAACCUAUUACGUAUCUUUGCAUUCACAAUGUGUGAAUGAUCUUAAAAGCCUCCCCUUUUUAUACCCCAAUACAGCAAAUACCUACUGAAAUUGUAUUUUAGUUCUAUCUGCGAUGACUUGUUUCACUUAAAUGAACAAUUGAAUGAUUGUAAUUGAAUAACUAUCGAAAUAUGCCUGUCAGUUUUCUAACCUCAUUGUUUUGAGAUGUUGAUUUUAAUGUGGAUGGAACAGUAUAAUUUUCAUAGCCUUUUAUUGGUAAUCAAUAAACUACCCUAAAAUACUGUA